Messenger RNA from Mesorhabditis belari, 2022 nucleotides. Lineage: Eukaryota; Metazoa; Nematoda; Chromadorea; Rhabditida; Rhabditidae. The record is from the annotation of a GenBank genome assembly.
AUGAGGAGCCUUGUGAUCUCGACGUUUCUCCUAUCGGCCUUUGUGAGCGGUCAGGUGACUCCAGUGAUCGACCCUGCACCAUGUCCAGCGAAUUCGUCUUUCAAGACUUGCAGCUCAAUGUGCGAAUCGAAAUGCGGGGCUCUCAUGGAGGGGAUGUGCAUCGAAUCAUGUGGUCCGCCGAAAUGCCAAUGUAACUCUGGAUAUCAACGAGACACCAAUGGAGCGUGUGUGUUGCCGGAAAACUGCCAACCUCAAAUUUGCCCGGGCAAUUCGACUUGGACUACUUGCAGCUCGUAUUGUGAGCCGCAAUGCGGUGUAGAACUGAAACGGGCAUGCAUUGCAUCGUGCGGUCCAGCAGCUUGUCAAUGCAACACCGAGUACGAGAGAAAUGCCACUGGGUCUUGUGUGUUGCGUAAAGAUUGCGGGAAAAGCAAUCAAGGCAAUUGCCCUGUCGGCCAAACGUGGGCUCCAUGCGGUGCCGGUUGUGAGCCAAAAUGUGGACUACCAUGGCCAAGGGUUUGCCCAGCGAUUUGCAUGACUGAGGGAGCGUGUGUCUGCUCGAAUAACACUUUCAGAGACACGAAUGGGAAAUGCGUUCCAAGAGCCCAAUGCACAAAUACAGGUCCUCAAAAGUGCACAGCGAAAUGCUCGGCCGGUCAGAAAUGCGUCCUGCGAGAGGUUGUCUGUGUCCGUGCUCCGUGUCCACCUAUUCCCACGUGUGUCAACGAGACAGAGCCAACCGGUUGUGCGGCCGUCAGUUGCAUGGUUGGACAAGAGUGUGUUGUCGAUAAAAAUGGAAAUGGGAAAUGCCAAGUAUCCGGGGAAUCAAGUGGAAACUGCUCGAAAAACGAAUUUUUCAACUCGUGCACCGGAUGUGAGACGUAUUGUGGACAACAGGGACCAGUGAUGUGCACAAAAAUCUGCAUCACCCCAGGGAAAUGCCGUUGCAAGGAGGGUUUCUUCAGAAAUCGCCUUUCCGGGAAAUGCGUCACACAAAAUGAGUGCGAUUCGCAAACUCCACCAACCCUCACGUGUGCCACUGUGUUAUGCAUCACGAAUACGACGUGUAUCGAGACACCAAAUGGUCCAUCGUGUGUCCCGAUCAACAAUGAUAAACCAAGAAUCACUUGUGCCAAUGUGCGUUGUGCAGGACCGUGUGUCGACACUCCGACUGGACCACAUUGCCAACCGAGACCCACCGACUCGACGCCGGUCGCCUGCAAUUUGAACUGUAUCAAUGGUUUCGAGUGUGUCCUCUCACAGCCUCCACUUUGCGGCGCCAACUGCCAACAGACGCCCACUUGUAUCCCCAAAAAUAUCACUUCGUGCAAGAUGAUGAAAUGCACCAAGGAAACCCAUUGUGCGAUGGUUCAGGUCCAAUGUUUCGCUCCACCAUGUUACCCGGUUCCCGAAUGUGUCCCAAAUGAGGAUAAACCUUUGGGCCCUUGUGCGGUGACCGAUUGUCGAUCCGGAUAUGUUUGCAUUGAGGAAACGGUGAAUUGUGUAAAAGCUCCAUGCCCAGGACAAGGCGUUCACGCGAAAUGUGUGCCAACUGAACCAGAAUUGACAUGCGCCAAUGUGGAUUGCUUGUCGGGGAUGAUCUGUCAGAUGGCUGAGGUGAAUUGUACUACCGAUCCAUGCAUCCCCACUCCGCAAUGUUUCGAGCCAAACACAACGACAAUUUGCCAAAAAAACGAGGUUUAUACGGAUUGUGCGCCGACUUGCGAGGAUACUUGUCAUGGAAUAAAUGAUUGCGGAAUGACUGCCGAGGUUUGCAAGCCCGGAUGUAAAUGUGCAACGGGACGCCGUCGAAACGCCAGAGGGAGAUGCACAUUGAAGAGAAAUUGCUACUUGUAUCCCGGUUGCGACGCGAAUGAGAAGUACCAAAAGUGUGCAACUUGCGAGAAAAAGUGCGGGCAAACCGAGGAGGCUUGCUCUGUGGAUUGUCGAUACGGGUGUGGUUGUGUGGAGGGAUUCGCAAGAAGCGCCAACAAUAACACUUGUGUCCCCGAAAACCAAUGC